UAUAAUUUGCAUUUGGAAAUGGGUACAAACCCAAAUCCAUGUGUUAAAAACACAACUCAACCCAAGUAAAUGGUAUGGGUACAAACUCAUCAAACUCUACCUAUCUACCAUCUAUUUGGAUUUCAUACCCAAUCCAAUUGGAUUAGAUAGUAAAAUACGCCAUCGACCAAAGAGAGUUUAUGGCCAAUGAAAUUCAAAGCUUUAACGAGGGGUGGAGUUCGGUUAUCAGUUAAACCGAACCACCUCCCCAAUCUACCGACCACCGACCAAAAAGAGGCCUUAAGGCUUUGGUAAUCUCGAUUUUCGGUUAACCGAGCUGCCCUCAAGACCAAAAGCAACUAGCCGAUCCCUCCGAAUACCGAUCGGUUUUCGGUUAUCUCGAUUUUCGAUUAAUGAAUAAUCGACCGAUUUCGGUUGUAACUGGACGGCUAACGCUAACCGCUAACCGAUUGUCGAGCCCUAGCUUUAACCAUUCGGGAUAGAUAACCAAUCAAAAGGGAGAAGCCAAAAUGGGAAGGAAAAUUCACCAACAAAAGAUUGGGUGGGAAAGCACAAGGCCUGAAGGCCAGGCUAGAAGAGUAGAAGUGGUUGGUUUCCCAAAAAGAGUAAACAGGUGCCUGGUUGAGCUGAACUGCAGAGAGAGAUGACCAAGGACGUCAACUCAGCCACCGCCGGCGACGGCUUAACGGCCGCGGAAACAAUCGCGAGGAACAUUCCUCUUCAAUACGUCAAUACGGUAAAAAGAUUCUUCACAAACCUCGGAGUCUCCGAUCCUGCCGUCGAGAAGUACACAUCCACCACCGACUCCUACUCCGAUAUCAUCCGCGGCCUGCUCAACGUCCACGCCGUCGAACGCGGCCGGAUCUCUUGCUCCUUCUCCGUCCUCCCCGUCGUAGCUAAUUUCUACAAAGGACUGCACGGAGGGGCCGUCGCGGCAGUGGCGGAGAGAGUGUCGAUUGCCUGUGCAAGAACCCUAGUGCCGGAGGAGAAGGAGCUGUUUCUAGGCGAAUUGGGCAUUUCUUACCUCUCCGCCGCCCCUCAAAAUGAGACGGUGACGGUUGACGCGUCGGUGGUGAGGAGCGGAAGAAACUUGACGGUGGUUUCGAUGGAGUUCCGACAGAAGAAAACUGGGAAGCUCAUGUUCACUGCUCGGGCUACUUUCUAUCACCUGCCUGCCUCCAAGUUAUGAAACCGGAAACAGAAGACGGACGCACGCAAGAAAGAAAACGCGGACCCGUUUGCUCCCAUUUCAUAACUCACAAUUCGCCUCAUCACUAGAUGAGUUCUUUUGGAACACCAUUUUUGGAAGAUUACAAGAUGAUGGUCCUGUGAUGUGUAAUGGUGUUCUUAUACAGACAGAAAGACAAAUUGC
This is a messenger RNA of Linum trigynum, 1372 nucleotides long. Lineage: Eukaryota; Viridiplantae; Streptophyta; Magnoliopsida; Malpighiales; Linaceae. The record is from the annotation of a GenBank genome assembly.